Mycena citricolor is the source of this 1419-nucleotide messenger RNA. Lineage: Eukaryota; Fungi; Basidiomycota; Agaricomycetes; Agaricales; Mycenaceae. The record is from the annotation of a GenBank genome assembly.
CGACUCCAAAUGAACGUCAUGUCUGUGCUCCAGCGCGUCAUCCAUCCUCAGCACCUGGAACGUAAUGCAUAUAAAUGGCGUGAAGCAAUCUCCAUUACCACCAUCUCUCUUCCGUAGAUCGCAGUCAUGACCACCAAUCAAGCGAAACCGCGCAUGGCACCUCAGAUCUCAAUGGCUGCUUUGCCUACUCCGACGCAUGAAUGGGCACAGGACGUUUCUGGCGUCCUUGCAUCGCAUCGCACGCGCACCCCCGGCACACCACCUGUCCCUGGCUCAUUCCCGUACGUUUCUGAGAGCGAGCGCAGCCCCUCUCCACCUACUCGGAGCGCGGAUGGGACGCAGCAGGCUUCCAUCCUUGAAACUCUUCCGGGUCAGGCGCUGGCUGCUGCAAGGGCAUAUCUCCCUCCGGGCGUUGCUGCGUACCUGCCGACGUCUUCAGAUCCUGAAUCUCCCUCUCUCCCACCGCUCCCUCAGUCUACCGGUUCAUUGACUGCCGAUUCACGACAAGAUAGCAUUCUUGUGCACACCGGUCAUACCACCUCCACCGACGGCAGUAGUGCCACUGCAGACGACUCUCGGCCCAAACCCACCCCAGGUCUCAUCCCUUCCUUCCCCGGCGCCGGCGAGUCGCGCUUCGUUGAAUCUCCUCAGGGUAGCGUCAACUCGAUCCCCCGUCUGCCCGCAGACUCGCUACCCGUGCGUCCGCAGCUGCCUACCGACGUAGAGAGCGGCUACGCUGCAUCCAUGUCGUCUGCGGCAUCCGGUCCCCCACCAUCCCUCGACUCUUUCAGCACCUUGAGCUCCGAGACGCCGCCGACACCGACGGGUCCAAUCUCGUCGUUUCCCGGAGCACCUGUCGCUAUACAAGGCAGCGCCUCGCUGAACUCGUCCCGUCCGCAGGACAUUUAUCCCAUCGGCGACCAUCACGAUGUUGACGAGGCCGGAAGCGCAUUCACUGUUCAGGGGAGCGCUGCGCUUAACUCGUCUCGGCUCCAAGACAACUUGCCUGUCGAAUCACCGAAGGCCAACGCAGGUCUGGGCGCGGCUGCGUUGAACUCGUCGAGACCGCAAGACAACUUCCCUACCGGCGACUUUCCCACCACGCCGAGUUCGGGGCUGCAGUCUGAUGUUGAGGACAAUGUGCCGGUUUCCGCUGUCGAGGGGUUAGGAAACGAGGAGUCUGAGGAACAGGUGUACACCAUCCAGGGUGGUGAUGCAGCAGAUGUGGGCAGAAAGCGAACGAAGAGUGGACUGAUGCAGAAGCUCAAGGACAAGAUGCACAGUAAUGGCAGCGCCUAAAGACAAUGAAGACAUUUGUAAUGUAUUAUAGUAAAUGUCCGGAUCUUGGUCUUGUGAUCAAGGAACGGGGGAGAGAGUAUGUUGACUUAUCUUUGCAACAGUGGGAGAUUAUUGACUGGG